This is a messenger RNA of Penicillium vulpinum, 2292 nucleotides long. RefSeq lists its product as uncharacterized. The transcript is spliced from 10 exons. NCBI's taxonomy places the organism in Eukaryota, Fungi, Ascomycota, Eurotiomycetes, Eurotiales, Aspergillaceae. Gene Ontology annotation, molecular function: oligopeptide transmembrane transporter activity. Gene Ontology annotation, biological process: transmembrane transport. The coding region runs from base 1 to 2292 and encodes 763 amino acids. The record is from RefSeq and is a predicted model, not a curated record.
AUGGAAGAAGCCAACAAAAACAAAGACGUUAAUCUCCUAGAGAAAUCCAUCCGGGAAAAAGAAGUCCAGGAUGAAAACAACACAGAUUCCGAUGUAGAUUCGCACACCGAAAUCUUGCGGGCUGCCGGUAUAGGCAUAGCCAAAGAUGAUCCUACUGAACCCGUUCUCACUCUUCGUAUGUGGGUGCUAGGAAUUUCCUUUUGUGUCCUCAUUAGCGGGUUGAAUACACUGUACACGCUUCGCACACCUUCCUUGACAAUUUCAGGCUCGGUCGUACUCUUAUUGACCUAUCCCUUGGGAAAGCUUUGGGAGAAAGUCAUCCCGAACUGGACUUUUCCGCUAGGAAGGUUGGCAUUUGAUCUCAAUCCUGGCCCUUUUAAUACAAAGGCAAGUCCGCUGGAGCAUGUUUUAAUCUUCAUAAUGUCCAACCUCAGUAUUUACGUUCGUCUCGGCGCUGAUGUUCUGACGGAGCAGCAAAUGUUCUACGGCUACAAGGCAGGAUGGGGAUUCCAAAUCCUCAUUACCUUCUCCACAUUCCUGAUCGGGUUCUGUCUUGCUGGAUUAUUCCGGACAAUUGUUGUCGUGCCCGAAGAACUGAUCUGGCCUGGAGUUCUGGGUGUUACUGCGCUGACCACAACGCUGCAUCAUGUCAACCAGGAACAAAUGCAAGUGCGUUACAAUACAUGGAAAAUGUCUCGCUAUGCCUUCUUCACUGUGGCAUUUUGCAUCUCGUUCUGCUGGUAUUGGUUCCCGGACUUCAUCUUCCCGGCGCUUAGCUAUUUCAGCUUUCCGUGUUGGAUCAAACCUAACAACAAAGUGGUCAAUCAGAUCUUCGGAAUGAGCUCCGGAAUGGGACUGUUGCCGAUUACCUUUGACUGGAGUCAAAUAUCUUACGUUGGGUCUCCCUUACUCAUUCCGUCGUGGGCAGUUCUCAACGUCUUUGCUUCCCUGGCGUUCUGGAUUUGGAUUGUGGCUGUUGCUUGUUACUAUACCAAUGUUUGGAACACAGGUUAUCUACCUUUUCAAAGCUCUCAAGUGUUCGACAAUACUGGAAGUACAUACAAAGUCAAAAAGAUUGUUAAUGUGGCUUCAGGUUACAAGCUCGAUGUUAAGAAGUACAUUGCUUACUCGCCGGUCUAUAUGCCAGUUACCUACGCGUUGAACAUGUUUGGGCUAUUAUUUGCUACCUUGAGCGCUCUUCUUGUUUGGGUGAUCCUUGAAAGGCGUCAAGUCAUGGCCGAUGCAGUCAAAAGGGUGCCUCGGCUGGUCCUGGAUUCUCUUCCUGGCCGCUCCAGGAAGUACAGUGAGGAUGAGGGGGGAGACCCAGAUGUGCCCUUGUGGUGGUAUUUGGCCGCAUGCAUCUUAGCCUUGUUCAUGGCAAUGUUCGCCGUUGAGUGGUGGAACGUUGAACUGAGAUGGUAUGGUGUUUUGCUGGCGUGCACUGUGGCACUGGUAUUCUAUCCUGCAUUGGCUUUGGUCUAUGCCACUUCUAACCUCAAGAUCAAUAUCGAUAUUUUCUGCCGGAUCGUGGCUGGUUUCGUCUUUGAGGGCAACGUCCUGGCCAAUAUCUGGUUCUUCGACAUCGGAUACAUCACGACUAUCAAGGGUCUUUACUUUGCUCAGGAUAUGAAACUGGCUUACUAUUGUCAUAUCCCCCAACGAAAAUUGUUCCUGGUUCAAUGCGUUGGAAUGCUUGUUGGUACUCUCUCUUCACUCGGUGUCCUCAAUUGGGCCAUGAAUCACAUUACAGGUAUCUGCACUAGCGCUGCUGUCAAUGGUUUCAGUUGUCCUUACAGCAGCACCCACUUCAAUACUUCUUUGAUCUGGGGCGCGGUAGGCCCUCGUCGUUAUUUUUCGAGCCAAAUUGGCUAUUCCGCUUUACUUUAUUUCUUCAUCAUCGGUGCCAUUUUACCUAUCCCCGUGUAUUACAUGACCCGCCAAUACCCCAAGUCGCUUUGGAGAAAGAUUCAUGUUCCAUUAUUCCUUGGGGGGCUGAAUUACCUACCCCCUGCCACAGGAAUGAACUAUGGAAGUUGGGCUGUUGUCGGACUCACCUUCGGCUGGCUCGUUCGAAAGCGUCUGCAUGGCUGGUGGAGUAAAUACAACUUUGUGCUGAGCUCUGCAAUGGACUCAUCUGUAGGAAUCGCCGGUGCAAUAAUUUUCUUGACAAUUUAUUUCACUGGAGCCAGCAAACACUUCAACUGGUGGGGAACAGAGGUUCACAAACACACCUGCGACUGGAAAGGCUGUACAGCUCUUUCUGUACCAAAGGGCGGAAAAUUCGGCAUGUAG